Molecule: messenger RNA, 389 nt
Organism: Notodromas monacha
Lineage: Eukaryota; Metazoa; Arthropoda; Ostracoda; Podocopida; Cyprididae
Source: the annotation of a GenBank genome assembly
AUGAUGUUUGGUCAAACCAAAAUGCAGGGGUCUGCAAAAACAAAUCCCUGCAAUGCCCUGUGCGGUACAAAAGAAUCUGCCACCACCCAAGGGGCGUCAUAUGGAAAUAAUCAGUGCGCCAAAUUGACAAUUAGCAAGGGAGGGAGGGGUCGCCAAAUUGCACAGCUGAUUUCCUGCAAAAUAGAUAGAGAGAGAGGAAGCGGAAAUCAAGAGAUGAGGAAAGAAGGACGGAACCGGAUCGCCAGCAGGCGGAUGCUUUUGUGCCGGAUGAAUAAUGACCAUCGCUGACAGCUCGAAAAUGCAGCAGUUCCGACCAAGAGGGAUCCUCCUCCCCAGCAUGCAGCAGCACCAGGCUGAGAUCCUCCUUCGUGUUUUUAUUUUUCGCUGAC